Tupaia belangeri chinensis (Chinese tree shrew) is the source of this 7167-nucleotide messenger RNA. RefSeq names its product zinc finger protein 518A (gene ZNF518A). The record is from RefSeq and is a predicted model, not a curated record. Gene Ontology annotation, cellular component: nucleus. NCBI's taxonomy places the organism in Eukaryota, Metazoa, Chordata, Mammalia, Scandentia, Tupaiidae. Gene Ontology annotation, molecular function: RNA polymerase II cis-regulatory region sequence-specific DNA binding; DNA-binding transcription factor activity, RNA polymerase II-specific. Bases 795 to 5243 code for a protein of 1482 amino acids. Gene Ontology annotation, biological process: regulation of transcription by RNA polymerase II. The transcript is spliced from 5 exons.
UUUCCUAGAGAAGUCGGUCCUUUCCCCAGCGCUGGGGUAGGCUGCUGGAGCCCAGCCUGCGCUCCUGAGCCCGGGCCGGCGCCACGUCGGGGCCCCUGGGCUCUCCGCGCCGCCGCGCCCGAGGAGGCAGGCCCGGGCACGGUGUGCCUCCGCGCUGAGCCGCCGGACCCCGGAGGAAGGGGCGGAUCGGCGCGGGUCGGGGGAACCCGGAGGAAGGGGCGCGCGGCGCUCGAAGCUCCUGCUCGGCGGCCGGCGGCGACGGCAUGGGCAGCCCUCAGACCGCACCCCUCGAGCUGUAGAUUCUCAGCUGUCAUCUCUCUUGAUCACUGUUCCUGAUUGUCCUACUGUCCAAGCAUUAAAUUGCGUGCCUUUUGUUCCUUGAAGACAGAGCUGGUGCUAGCAACCCCCUACUCUGUCUGGCCUCCGGACCCAACUCGGAGCUCUGGAUUCAUUCCCUGUCUCCUCAUACCUCAGCCUGAGCCUUCUGUCAUCCAAAGGGCUCUACGUGAUCUUCCAUCCAAGCCUCAUUUUUCUCUCCCAAGAUGAGGACCCUGAAGGGUACAGAAGUUGAAGCUCUCCCAGCAUCAUGUAGCAGAGCUGAAACUAGAGCUUACAUUUCCCGACUUCUAGAUUAGUGUUAUUUUUACUUCAAACCAUUAACUUCUUGGUGAGUUAAUGUGGGAAAAAUUCCUGGUGUUUUGAAGAUGUCUCGGCACAGUAUGUUUCCUGUUUAAAUUACAAAUAACUUGAAGAGGUUUCAGAAAAAAAAGAAAUUGGGAGAUUUUUGUUAAAUCAUGUCAUCCGAACAGAAGCAAUUAUUUUGUGAUGAAAAACAAAAUACUUUAAAAAAAGAUUAUGAUAUGAGAAAUGAGAUCAUUGAUACCAUCAGAUUAUACCCUAAACCAAAAAUUUCAGAAAGUAGUUUUCAUUAUGAACUAAAAAAUGUAAAAAUUGAUUUGCCGAAGAUAAAUAUUCCGAAUGAAGUUAUAUUGAAACAUGAAAUCGACAGAUACAGAAAAUUAUUCCAGAGUAAACCACAGACUGCCAGGAAAUCUAUUGGUGUAAAGACUGUAAGCUGUGGAGAAGACUGUAUAUUGCUUCAUAAGUCAGAGAAAGCUGAAGAAGGAAGUAUAAAAAUGUCUGCAAAAAUACUCAGUUUCACCUGUUUAAAAUGCCGAGACAGCACUCGCUAUAGCCCAAAUGAUUUGCAGAAACACUUUCACAUGUGGCACCGUGGUGAAUUACCUUCUUAUCCUUGUGAAAUGUGCAGUUUUUCAGCAAAUGACUUCCAGGUAUUUAAGCAACACAGGCGAACUCACAGAAGCACUUUAGUAAAAUGUGACAUUUGUAACAAUGAGAAUGUAUAUACUCUAUUGGACUUGACAAAACAUUUCACAUCCACGCAUUGUGUUAAUGGUAAUUUUCAAUGUGAAAAGUGCAAAUUCUCCACUCGGGAUGUUGGCACAUUUGUUCAGCAUAUUCAUAGACAUAACGAACUCCAUUAUAAAUGUGGUAAAUGCCAACAUGUAUGUUUUACCAAAGGAGAACUUCAGAAGCACCUUCAUAUUCACUCUGGUACUUUUCCCUUCACUUGUCAAUAUUGUAGCUAUGGUGCCACCAAGAGAGAGCACCUUGUGAGACACGUUAUAACUUUGCACAAAGAGCAUUUAUAUGCAAAAGAAAAACUGGAAAAAGACAAGUACGAAAGACGGAUGGCAAAGACUUCAGGACUUAAGCUAAUACUGAAAAGAUACAAAAUAGGUGCAUCAAGAAAGAUAUUCUGGAGACGGAAGAAGAUUAGCAAUGGAAGUGAUCGAAGUAUAGAAAAAAGCAUGCAGAUACUUAAAGUGAAGAAAACACAGGCUGAAUCUGACGACCAGCACCAUCUUGUUGAAGAGCAUUUAAGUGAAGAAAAGGAUGAAAGUCUGCCCUAUGAGAAUCUUGCUGAAUCAGAGUCAGAAAAGCCAACUCUUCUAUCUGCUGCUCAGUGUAAAAGAGCUGAAGAGGAAUCAGAUGCUUCUUUAUCGAGGACUUCUGCUGCUGUACAAGGACCAACAGUGUUAAUGGUGAAAAGUAAUAAAAUAACAAUUCCUUCUAACUACAGUGCUAAGUUUAUGGGCUUUAAAAUGGUGGAUGGAAAACAGCAUAUUCUAAUAAAAUUGCUGCCUACCAGUAAACAGAAUCCACAUUCACCAGGCUCACAAUCAGAUGCUAUGAAGGACAGUGCAGUGAAUUUGCAGCCCCAGACUUUGGACACUACUGGAUUUUUAACAGGAGUAACAACUGAGUUAAGUGAUGCAGUUUAUGUGAAAACCGCUACUUCAUUUUCACGUUCAUCUCCUAUACUUUCAGGGAAAAUAAUUUCAGAAAAAGAAAUAGCUUUGCUAUCCCAAAGGAACAAUAUGUUUCAAACAGUGGGUUUUGAAAAAAGUGUGUCGUCUUUGCCAACAUCAGAACUGUUUACACCAUCAGUGGAUUUGACCACAAAAGUUGAAACAAGAAAUAAUGUUGAGUUUUGGGGAAAUCAUGUUACUCAGAGUCACCCCGAGGUAUUAGGUACUGCCAUUAGAAGUCCAGAUAAAAUGAACUGUACUACCAAACCAAAUGCAUUCACUAGUGGAGAUAUGCAUAACUAUUGUGUUAAUUAUGUCAACUCAGAGUUACCUGUUGAAUCUUCCAACCAAGGAUCAUUACCUUUUCACAAUUACUCAAAAGUGGAUAACUCCAAUAAACGUCGUAGGUUUUCGGGAACAGCAGUGUGUGAAAACUCUCAAAGAGAAUCUCCAUCAAGUAGGACAGUUGUUCAACAGCCAAUUAGCGAGUCUGUUUUAUCACUAGUGAGGAAGGAGAGCUCAAACCCAGAUAGUCUGUUAGCAUCCAUUAGCCUUUUCAAUGAUAAAGAUGGAAUGUUAAAAACGAAAGCUGAAAUGGAAGAACAGUGCUUUUUAGAAAAAGAACAAAGCAUUGCUAGACAAAACCUAUUCACUAAUGAAAAUCAAAAUGUAGAGUGUAUGACUGAAAAAUCUAAGUGGGAUGGCAUUUCUAAUGUAGAUUCACCUAUGAUGCCUAGAAUCACAUCUGUUUUUUCUCUCCAGAGUGAACAGGCAUCAGAAUUUUUGCCACCUGAAGUAAACCAAUUACUGCAAGAUGUAUUAAAAACAAAACCUGACAUAAACCAAGACUCUAGGAACACUCCUGAUAAAGGCCUGCCACUUCGCUGUGACCAGUCAUUUCAGAAACAUGAGGGAGAAGGCAGAAUACCCGAAUCUUCAAACGACUUCAAAGUACAAGAUGUUUUCCAGGUCCCAUCUGGCAGUGGGGGUAUUCAUGUGCCUGCAAAUGAUCUGAACUUAAACUGUGGUGAAAGAGCAAAGCAAGUGCUGUCGGUGCCACAAGAUUCAGAGAAGAUCCCCAGAAUUUCAGCUAUCGGCACAUUACUUAAGACUCAAUCAGAUGCAAUAAUAACACAGCAGCUUGUAAAAGACAAACUGCGAGCCACUACACAAAAUUUAGGUCCUUUAUACAUGCAGAGCCCACUUCUAAAUUCAGAACCAAAAAAAACUGUCUUUGUUCAGGCUCCAAAAGGUUUUUUGGUUCCGUUGCAUGUUGCUAACAAGCCUGGAUUACAUGUCGUUUCAGGAAGGCCACUUCCACUGGUGAAUACACAAGGUGUACCUGCUUCUCUUGUCUUAAACAAGAAACCUGGGAUGAUCUUAACAUUUAAUAGUGGGAAACUCGAAAGUGCUAACGCUGUCAAAACUGAGAAUGUGCAAGCUUGUGGGACUUUGACUAAGGAGCCUUGCAAAACACCUUUCUUAAAGGUAGAACCAAACAAUAAUUGUCUUACACCUGCACUUUGUUCCAGCAUCGGCAGUUGUUUGAGCAUAAAAAGUAAUUCAGAAAAUACUUUGUCAUUAAAAGGUCCUUACGUUAUUAAAACACCAACCAGUCCUUCAGUCAAAGUCGUUCCUCCUGCAAAUGUGCUGUCUGAGCAUCAGGGUACUAAAUUGAAUGUCUUGGAUUCAGUAAAACAACAGAAUGAGAUUUUUCCAAAACAGCCCCUUUAUACCCUCUUGCCUGAUGGCAAACAAGCUGUUGUGUUAAAAUGUGUGAUGCCAAAUAAAACCGAGCUGCUUAAACCGAAAUUAAUCCAAAAUACUACUUAUUAUCAAAAUAUACAGCCAAAGAAACCUGAAGGAACAUCACAAAAAAUAUUGCUGAAAAUUUUAAACCCUGUGUUAAAUGUGACUGCUGCUAAUAAUCUGUCAGUAACCAACUCUGCAUCCUCGUUGCAGAAAGACAGUGUACCACCUAAUCACACUAUAGGAGGAGAGCAGAAAGAGCCAGAAUCUUCUAGAGAUGCCUUACCCUUCUUAUUAGAUGACUUGAUGCCAGCAAAUGAAAUUGUGAUAACUUCUACUGCAACAUGCCCAGACACCCCUGAGGAACCAGUGGGCAUCAGUGACCAUGCAGAGGCCAGGGUAUUAAGGUGUAAAACAAACUGUACAAUUGAGAAAAGCUUCAAUAGAAAAAAGAGUUCCCAAAACAAUUUUUCAAAAAUAAAAACUCAUGGAAGAAGGAGAGAUUCUGAAACUGCCUUUGUAUCUAGAAACAGAAACUGUAAACGGAAGUUUAGGGAUAACUACGAAGAACCUCCAAGAAAAAAAGCAACAUUGCAUAGAAAAUGUAAAGAAAAGGCUAAGCGUGAAGAUGUUCAGAAACCACAGGGAUUCAGCAGGCCUAGGCUUUCAAAAGAUGCUGUCAGAACUUUGCGGCUUUUCCCUUUCAAUUCCAAACAGCUUGUGAAAUGUCCUAGGAGAAACCAACCAGUUGUGGUUUUGAAUCAUCCUGAUGCAGAUGCACCAGAAGUAGUAAAUGUAAUGAAAACCAUUGCUAAAUUUAAUGGACACGUACUUAAGGUUUCAUUGUCAAAAAGGACUAUUGAUGCUUUACUGAAACCAGUUUGUUGGAACUCUUCUGUAACAACUUGUGAUGAUUUUUCCAAGAGGCAUAAAACAUUUAAACCUCUCAGUUCCGUGAAAGAAAGAUUUGUGCUAAAAUUAACACUCAAAAAGACAAGCAAAAACAAUUAUCAGAUUGUGAAAACUACCUCUGAAAAUGUUUUGAAGGCUAAAUUUAUCUGUUGGUUUUGUGGUAGAGUAUUUGACAAUCAGGAUGCUUGGGCUGGCCACGGGCAGAGACAUUUAAUGGAAGCUACUCGUGAUUGGAAUAUGUUAGAAUAAUUUUCGAUAACCACCAAGAAGAAAAAAUAAAAUGACCUUAAAGGGUAAUAACUGGGUUGCAUUAAUACAAUGCAGACAUUUUCCACUUUGAAAUGGUACCUGAAAUUAAAACAUUUAAAAAUGUAGUUGUAUUUUACUGGAGGAGCAAAAGUUUCAUGUGUGAUAUAUGAGAAUGUUAACACCACACACGUCAGUUUUGAAAGAAACUAGUCACCGCACAGAUGUACCUUGGUUUGAUUUUUUUUUUUUAAUGUGUUUUUGGGAUGUUGGGGGUACAGAAGUUUUGAUAAAACCAUUUUCCCAAUUCUUUAGUGACUUGUAGUAGAGGGUACUGGCUGACAGCCCCAUUCCCUCUCUUCUUCCACCAGCCUUAGGAAUCUCAGUAGAGCUCCUCUGAAGAUGGAGAGCUUUUUCAUGAUGGAACUGAAGGAAUUUCUCAUUUAUGAAGAUGUACUGGGAGAGCUUGGGUAAAGAACUUACUCUCCAUCUGCUAAAUGAAGUUCUUUUGCAGGGCUUGUGGCGGCUUUGAAAGUCCUUUAACUCACUACAGUUACACCUCAUAUGCCAGAGUCUUGAACAGCCUCCAAAGGUGAUUUUCCUAUCCCAAGUGGGUCUGUCAAGCAUUACAGAUUGGCAGCCUCAAGAGAGCCUCAAGAUUUAAACUUGUCUAAAGUCCAAUUAAAGAACGGGAAUGUUCUUCUGAAUUUGUUAUCUUCAGUGAUCUUGCACAAAACUAUGUUUAUCUGAUAGAAAAUGUUUGUCUCCCGUAAAUCAAAUGGCCAUUUUUUUCUUCUUGGUUGCCAUCCCUUUUAAAAGAGUGGAACACAAAAGCACUUCUAAGGGAAUGGCUCUUCUUGAAAAUUAAAAAGUUUUCUACAGAAUAAUAUUUUGAAGCAAGAUUAACAAAGCAAAUUGUAUUUUUAUCUGUUUCAUUUGAUUUAGAUAUGUCCACAUUAGGCUAAACCAUUUUUUGUUAGCAAUUUCUCAGUGUGACUGACAGCCCAAAGCAGAUACAUACUGAUUAUUAGCAAUUGAAAAUAGGGAAUCAUUAACAGGAGACCCAGUGGCAGUGCAUAGACCUUUAGGACACAUUCCUAAGGGACAUGCACAGCGCUCUUAAAAUGGAAUCGUUUUCAUGACAAUAAAAUCAUAGAUUUAACUUUUCACCUUAUAAGUUUGGAUUAUAUUUUACUGGAUCAUUGAAUAAUGGAGUUCUCGUAUUACAGAAAUUACACACUAUGUGAUUUUUUUGUUAUAUUGUUAAUAUAAAUGUUAAUGACAUUUUCAUUGAUUGGAUGAAAACUUCAGGGCUUUUCUGUAUAUAACAAAGAAAUUAAAUCUGUACAUAUUUUUGUACCUUUCAUUUAUGUAAAUUUUGCACAGAAAGUUUUUGACAUAAAGUUUAUUUUCUUUCAGUUUAGUUUUGUGCAUGCACUAAUAAUUAAACUGGUUGUUUAAUUUAAAAGGAAUAUAUAAGACUUUACCCAUAUUUCUUAUUUUUUUUUUCAGAUGUAGAUUUUUUUUUUGAGACAAAUUCAUUUUUCAGGGAUUGAACACUAUUGUUAGCAAGUGCCUAAAAAAGAUGUGAAACAGUUUACAUAAGUCAACUGUAACAGUAGGUCCCGAGUGGGCCCAUUCCCCUCAUAGUUUUAUUUUGAAGAAAGCCAUACAGAGAUGCUCCAAGCUGUCUUGCUAUGCACAUAUACUUGUACUGUUUUUGUGCAGUUUGUCUACUUUCUUAGUGAAGUAUUUUUUGUAUAAAACCUAUUACAAUUGUGUUUCUUAAAUUGAGCCUAAGAAUGGAGUUGAUUGGAAAUAUGCAGUAUAUAUUAAUAAUGUAUAUGGUGUUUAAAGAAUGGUUAGCAUUGUUAAAUUUCUGUAAUGAGCAUUUUCUUCUAUUAAAUUUAUCUUAAGUUUGUGUUUA